Gordionus sp. m RMFG-2023 is the source of this 1037-nucleotide messenger RNA. RefSeq names its product ATP synthase subunit gamma, mitochondrial-like. Gene Ontology annotation, biological process: proton motive force-driven ATP synthesis. The record is from RefSeq and is a predicted model, not a curated record. The transcript has 7 exons. Gene Ontology annotation, molecular function: proton-transporting ATP synthase activity, rotational mechanism. Lineage: Eukaryota; Metazoa; Nematomorpha; Gordioida; Chordodea; Parachordodidae. The coding region runs from base 57 to 956 and encodes 299 amino acids.
ACCCAAACUGUCAUGUCAACACAUUUUUAUUUUACGUAUAGUAUACUCGAUUCAAUAUGUUCAUGAACACAUUUUUAAUAACUCAAGUCAGAGGCAUGGCCACACUUAAAACUAUUUCCAUGCGUUUAAAGUCUGUUAAAAACAUUCAAAAAAUAACAAAAUCUAUGAAAAUGGUGUCUGCUGCUAAAUAUACUCGUGCUGAAAGGGAGCUCAAACCUGCAAAGCCAUAUGGUAUAGGAGCCUUGGCCUUUUACGAAAGUAUGCAAGGUGACUCGGCCAAGAAAUCAACUGAAACCGUAUCAAGCCUCCCCACGGGCAAAAAGCAUUUGAUAAUCGCCCUCUCUUCCGAUAGAGGCCUAUGUGGGGCUGUUCAUUCCUCCAUUUGCAAAAUGAUCCGUCAUGAUUUAUACGAGGAAAUCGAAAAAAAAUCUCCCGAUACCGAAACAAAGCUAGUUAUAGUGGGAGAUAAAGCCAAGGGCAUAUUGCAAAGAUUGUUCGCCAAACACAUUCUGCUAACCUUUAGCAAUGUUGGGAAAACCUCUGCCACAUUUGCUGACGCAUCUUUUAUAGUUCAAAAUUUAUUGGAAUCCGGAUAUGAAUUCGACACUUGCAACAUGUACUAUAAUGUGUUCAAAUCAGUUGUUUCCUACAAAUCUACCAAAACCAAUUUAUUGAGCGUAGAUGCCGUUGCCAACAGCCCCAUAAUUCACUCCUACGAUGAUUUAGAUGGCCUAACCCUCAAAGACCACCAACAAGCCCAGUUAGCUAGCUGCCUCUAUUAUGCUAUGAAGGAAAACGCUGUUAGUGAGCAGAGCAGUAGGAUGACGGCUAUGGAUAACGCUUCCAAAAAUGCGGGUGAUAUGAUAUCUAGAUUGACUAUGACCUUCAACAGGACACGACAAGCUGUCAUUACUCGGGAAUUGAUAGAGAUAAUCUCUGGGGCUGCUGCAGUCUAAAGAAUGAAAUCAUUGGUUAUUGUAAUUGAUUUAAAUUUGUGUGGAAAAUUAUUAUAUUUCGUUGACUUUUUUAAAAAUAUU